AUAUCUUAAGAUGAGAGAGCGACACAGAUUAAGCUAUUUUAACCUUUCCAAAUCGGCAGUGACUAUCCUCAUUGAAACGCGCAAUCUGUACUCAUUACAUCUAUGGUAAAAACCGUUCUCGAAGAAAUUAUAUCACAUAAAAAAUAUACUUCGCUUUUAUUUCCUUCGUUGUAAAACUUAUUCGAAGUCAAACGCGUCCGUCGUAUCAUAUAAAAUAUUAAUUUCGAUAGUUUUAAUAUGACUAAGAUGGAAAAACAUAUGCAUUAACAUGGCAAUAACACGUGAUUAUAGAUAAAGUAAUUGACGUAAUAACACCUUCUCAUCACCUUCUUAUCGUCUUCUCGUUCACGUCGUCGCUGCUUCAUCACGUUUGAUGUGCCCCAGACAUUAGAUUUCUAAGUGACCCGGGGAUUCAAAUUGCAAAAUGUCCGUCGACACGUGUAACAAAGUCACGCACUGCAUUUUCGAUAUGGACGGUUUGUUGCUCGACACGGAAUAUCUGUACACCAAGGCCUUCAACCGUAUCACCAAUCGUUACGGCAAGGAGUGGACGUGGGAGCACAAAGCGCACACGAUGGGCUUCAAGACCAAGAACGUAGCCGGCUACGCGGUUAAAACGUUGGAGUUACCUUUAACAGCCGACGAAUUCAUGCAAGAGAUUACUGGGAUCUUUCAGGAAUUAUUUCCGCAAGCCAAUCCCAUGCCAGGCGCCGUUCGGUUAUUGAAACACCUGAAAGAGAGCAACGUUCCGAUUGCGUUGGCCACGAGCUCGGAUCGCGGGAACUACGAGUUGAAGACCCGGCGUUGGCGCGACCUCUUCGACCUCUUUCAUCACAAAGUGCUCGGCGGCUCGGAUCCCGAGGUCGCGCGCGGGAAACCGGAGCCCGACAUAUUUUUCGUAGCUGCCAAGCGUUUCCCCGACAAUCCGGAUCCUUCGAAGUGUCUGGUCUUCGAGGAUGCGCCGAAUGGCGUGAAAGCGGCACUUAAGGCUGGCAUGCAGGUCGUUAUGGUGCCGGAUCCGAUGCUUCCGAAACAAUACACGAGCGAGGCGACCCUGGUCUUGGACAGCCUUGAAAAGUUUCAACCGGAGAAGUUCGGACUACCGCCGUACGUGACAUAGUGCACCCUCCUCCGAGUUUAUCGCAUGUGACGCGGAUUCGUGGACGAGAUACGUAUAUGCACGGAAUCAUCUCAGUAAAAAAAAUAAUUUAAUAUGUAGGUUCCCUUAAUCGCCUCUCUUCCGGUCUUGCCGGAUUUGUAUCUUAACUGCGCUCUCUCCCUAAACUUCUUUAUCCGUGUCGUCGGACAGAUCUCCCAGUUCGUCGAAAUCCUCCCGCGAGCCAGGACUGAUAAACAUUCCCGCGCUAUUGGCGCCCGCGGCGCUGCUGAAUAUUCCUGUGAUAUUUACGCACGAGAACUUGUUUCGCUUCAACUGUCUGUCAACUGCCUCUUUCAGUGUGCUGUACGCGGCUAUCAUAUCCCGUGGACAUUGAGACAGCAUAUCUGAAAAAAAAA
Wasmannia auropunctata (little fire ant) is the source of this 1515-nucleotide messenger RNA. RefSeq names its product pseudouridine-5'-phosphatase-like. The transcript is spliced from 4 exons. Bases 425 to 1120 code for a protein of 231 amino acids. The record is from RefSeq and is a predicted model, not a curated record. NCBI's taxonomy places the organism in Eukaryota, Metazoa, Arthropoda, Insecta, Hymenoptera, Formicidae. Gene Ontology annotation, molecular function: phosphatase activity.